This is a messenger RNA of Saccharomyces mikatae IFO 1815, 4467 nucleotides long. RefSeq lists its product as uncharacterized. Lineage: Eukaryota; Fungi; Ascomycota; Saccharomycetes; Saccharomycetales; Saccharomycetaceae. The transcript has a single exon. The record is from RefSeq and is a predicted model, not a curated record. Bases 1 to 4467 code for a protein of 1488 amino acids. Gene Ontology annotation, biological process: flocculation.
AUGACCAUCAGUAAUUAUCUGGUCUCAGCGUCCUUCGCCUUCUUGGCGUUAUCUGGUACGGUGUCUGCUACUACAGAAGCUUGUUUGCCAACAAAUAAGAGGAAAAAUGGGAUGAACAUUAAUUUCUACGAGUACGCAUUAGGAGACACCUCCACGUACGCAAAUCCUGCGUAUAUGGCCUACGAAUACGCAAAUACAACAAAAAUAGGUUCUGUCACAGGGCAGACAAGUCUUUCCAUCUACUAUAACCCUCCUUGUAGUGGUACUCCUACCUGUUCUGACGACGACUCUUCCAGUUAUCCAUAUCCCACUCAUGUUUGGGAUGUUAUUAAACGUGAGAAUCAGCCCUGUUACAAUGUUGUGCCCUCCAAACGUGACACUACUGAUUGUGAUCCAUAUGCGGCUUAUUGGAGUUCAGAUCUAUUUGGUUUCUAUACCAGUCCAACGAAUAUAACUGUGGAAAUGACGGGUUACUUUCUACCACCAGAAUCUGGUGAUUACACGUUUACGUUUGGUACAGCUGAUGAUUCCGCAGUUCUGUCAGUUGGGGGUGAGGCUGCUUUUAGAUGCUGUGAUCAACAAUCCUCGGUCAAGUCGACUAGUUUCACAGUUGACGGCGUUGGAUCUAUGGGUGGGCCAACUAUAGAGGGUUCAGUGUACAUGUAUGCCGGCUACUACUAUCCAAUUAAAAUUGUUUUUUCGAAUGCAGAUUCUUCUGCUACACUUCCAAUUGAAAUCACUUUUCCAAAUGGUACUUCUAUUUUCAAUGACUUCGAAGGGUAUGUCUACUCAUUUGAGAGCAAUGUGGAUCAAUCUGAUUGUACCAUCACAGAUCCUUCCAGUCAUACAAUUGCUGCGGUCGCAAGGACACGUACAAAGGCAUGGACUGGUACUUACACAACAACACACACCCAAACUUCUCUUUAUACUGGUUUAAACGGUUUGACUACCGAAGAAACAAUUUUUGAAAUCCAAACACCAACUGUUGUUACCUCGUCUUUUAUUUCAUCUACUGAGUCAGCAGUCAGUUCCACAUCGUCUCACAGCGAGAACAGCAGCGUUUCUCCUUCUUCUACUGAGUCAGCAGUCGGUUCCACAUCGUCUCAUACCGAGAACAUCAGCACUUCUCCUUCUUCUACUGAGUCAGCAGUCGGUUCCACAUCGUCUCAUACCGAGAACAGUAGUACUGCAUCUUCCUCUACUGAGUCAACAGUCAGUUCCACAUCGUUUCACAGCGAGAACAGCAGCACUUCUACAUCUUCUACUGAGUCAGCAGUCGGUUCCACAUCGUCUCAUACCGAGAACAGUAGUACUGCAUCUUCCUCUACUGAGUCAACAGUCAGUUCCACAUCGUUUCACAGCGAGAACAGCAGCACUUCUACAUCUUCUUCCAAUCACACCAUUGCUGCAGUUGCAAGAACAAGUACAAAGGCAUGGACUGGUACUUACACAACAACACACACCCAAACUUCUCUUUAUACUGGUUUAAACGGUUUGACUACCGAAGAAACAAUUUUUGAAAUCCAAACACCAACUGUUGUUACCUCGUCUUUUAUUUCAUCUACUGAGUCAGCAGUCAGUUCCACAUCGUUUCACAGCGAGAACAGCAGCACUUCUCCUUCUUCUACUGAGUCAGCAGUCGGUUCCACAUCGUCUCAUAGCGAGAACAGUAGUACUGCAUCUUCCUCUACUGAGUCAACAGUCAGUUCCACAUCGUCUCACAGCGAGAACAGCAGCGUUUCUCCUUCUUCUACUGAGUCAGCAGUCGGUUCCACAUCGUCUCACAGCGAGAACAUCAGCACUUCUCCUUCUUCUACUGAGUCAGCAGUCGGUUCCACAUCGUCUCAUAGCGAGAACAGUAGUACUGCAUCUUCCUCUACUGAGUCAACAGUCAGUUCCACAUCGUCUCACAGCGAGAACAGUAGUACUGCAUCUUCCUCUACUGAGCCAACAGUCAGUUCCACAUCGUCUCACAGCGCGAACAUCAGCACUUCUACAUCUUCUUCCAAUCACACCAUUGCUGCAGUUGCAAGAACAAGUACAAAGGCAUGGACUGGCACUUACACAACAACACACACCCAAACUUCUCUUUAUACUGGUUUAAACGGUUUGACUACCGAAGAAACAAUUUUUGAAAUCCAAACACCAACUGUUGUUACCUCGUCUUUUAUUUCAUCUACUGAGUCAGCAGUCAGUUCCACAUCGUCUCACAGCGAGAACAGCAGCGUUUCUCCUUCUUCUACUGAGUCAGCAGUCGGUUCCACAUCGUCUCACAGCGAGAACAUCAGCACUUCUCCUUCUUCUACUGAGUCAGCAGUCGGUUCCACAUCGUCUCAUACCGAGAACAGUAGUACUGCAUCUUCCUCUACUGAGUCAACAGUCAGUUCCACAUCGUUUCACAGCGAGAACAGCAGCACUUCUACAUCUUCUACUGAGUCAGCAGUCGGUUCCACAUCGUCUCAUACCGAGAACAGUAGUACUGCAUCUUCCUCUACUGAGUCAACAGUCAGUUCCACAUCGUUUCACAGCGAGAACAGCAGCACUUCUACAUCUUCUUCCAAUCACACCAUUGCUGCAGUUGCAAGAACAAGUACAAAGGCAUGGACUGGUACUUACACAACAACACACACCCAAACUUCUCUUUAUACUGGUUUAAACGGUUUGACUACCGAAGAAACAAUUUUUGAAAUCCAAACACCAACCAGUACCGCUUCAUUUAAUGUUUCAUCUGUUUAUGGCUCAAGCGUAUCUACCAGAUCAGCCUCCAAUCCAACCACCAUCACCACCACUAUAACAUCAUCACAGUAUGAGUUUACUAGCUCAUCCUUUUUGGUUACCAUCACAAUUAGCAGCGAGGCCACGUUAUUUACUGAAUCAAUCGCUAGCGGUACAACCGUAACAGAAGUCACUAGUUCAUUUGAUUCACUUAUUGACUCUACCGUUAGUUUCACAACAUCAUCUGCUCAACCUUCAAUCACCAGUUCUAUAUUAUCAUAUAUUGAUAGUAAUACUCCAGUCCAUCAAAGCAAGCAAACUCCUAUCACUAGUUCUACCACUUCAUUUACUGGAUUAACCAAAUAUCUCUCUAAACCGAAUGCUAUUUCAACGCUUGGAUCUCUAAUGGGUACUGAUUCAAUUCCUAGUUCAUCUGCUUGUUCAAAUCAAACUGGCAUCCUCACAUCUUUUAUCACUAGCCUAAAGAAUCAAGAAACUGCCACUGGUUUCUCUUUGGCUUCGUUAAAAACUGGGUCACCUGAUAUUUCUGAGUCAUACAUUUUAUCUUCAAUUAAAUCUAUUGAUUCAAUAACCGAGUCCUCUUACAGUAUAACCGAGUCCUUCGCGCACACAAAGAGUUACGAAACCUUUACAAGUUCCACAUUUACUUUCCCAUCCUCUGAGCCUUCACAAUUCCACAAUUCGUUAUUCUCCUCACCUCGUUCUACUACUAAAAUGAGAACUCGUGUUAACACGUCCUACAAAAAAUCAAUUUUUACUGGUGAUUCAAACUCGUCUGUUUUUACAAACAGAAAUUCCACCCCAACUUCCAGUUCUUUUUCCAAGUCACAAAUAAUUUCUAUCGUCAGCAAUACUUCUGGAUCUUAUCAAGGUCACACAUCCGCUAAAAAUCUGACUUCAUUUAUGAAAACAACUAAAAGGACUACCUUGGUUACUAUAACCUCUUGCAAGUUUGGUACCUGUUCUAAAACUCUUUCUCCUUCUAUUAUUUCUAAAGCCACAACUACAGUUGGAGAUAUAUCGACGGAAUACACCACUUGGUGUCCUGAUAUUUCUACGAAGUCAAAAAAAAAAACGACACUUGUGACUUUGAAAAUGUGCAAUUCAAAUGUUUGUUACGAGACUGCUUCCCCUGCGAUUGUCACUGCAUCCAAGACUACAAUUAAUGGGAUCGCUACUGAAUACACUACAUGGUGUCCUAUCUCCUCUAGUGAAUUAAAAGAACAAACAGCUCAGGUUAAUGUGACUUAUUGCACGUCAAGUAUCUGUUUUAAAACUACUAAUCCUGCCAUAGUUUCUACAGCAUCCACUACCAAGAGUGGUUAUGUUGCAAUAUAUCCUACGCGGAACCCACAAACAGAGAAGAAAGUGAGUACUAGUGGUACCACUAUUGGUAGUGAAAAAUGUACUAAAUCAAAAACAAUAACAAGCGAAAAUAACAUGUCAUCGUUACCAGGACCAGGUUAUAACAAGCAUACAGCUCCCGCAACUAAUGAAAUAUCCCAAAAUAUUAAAGUUUCUUCUGCCUUGGAAGUUGUGUACACUAAAGCUGAGCUAACAAGUAACUUGAAUACCUUUUCUCAACAACUUUCUAGCACAUACACAAGCAGCCUAUUAUUGUCUACCACCGCUUCUCUAGAAAUUUCGAGGUAUGCUGGAAUUGCCAAUAGUCUGUUUUCCAACAGUAUUUUUAGUGUAUUCAUUGCCUCCUUGUUGACGAUCUUUUGCUAA